Danio aesculapii is the source of this 1806-nucleotide messenger RNA. RefSeq names its product serpin peptidase inhibitor, clade F (alpha-2 antiplasmin, pigment epithelium derived factor), member 2a (gene serpinf2a). NCBI's taxonomy places the organism in Eukaryota, Metazoa, Chordata, Actinopteri, Cypriniformes, Danionidae. Gene Ontology annotation, biological process: negative regulation of endopeptidase activity. Gene Ontology annotation, molecular function: serine-type endopeptidase inhibitor activity. The record is from RefSeq and is a predicted model, not a curated record. Bases 108 to 1484 code for a protein of 458 amino acids. The transcript has 8 exons.
AACAGCGCAGUUGUACUCUAGUCGUCUGUUCUGGACCUACAUCAUUCACCCUCUCUCUAUUUAUCUCCACUUUCUUGUCAAAAUUUGGUUUGGCCAACAGUAAGAACAUGAAGCACUGCCUUUUAGUGCUUAUAUUGCCCUUUUCCUUUCAUUUUAGACUGUUGGCAUCAAAUGAAACAGGCGAUGCCAAAGAGAAAUGCAAUGGUGUCUUAGGUCUGGAGUCUCAGCGAGCAGUUGGUGCUGCAGUGGCUAAACUGGGACUGACGCUUCUAGAAAAACUCCAGCCUGGCUCUGAACAACCAAAUAUAAUCAUAUCACCUCUGAGUGUUUCUCUUGCACUCGCUGAGCUUGCUUUGGGUGCAAAGAACAAUACAGAAGAGAAGUUGUUGGAAGUCCUCCAUGCAAAAGAGCUGCCACAUUUUCAUGAAACAUUAAGCUGUCUUCAAGAACAACUAACAGCCAAAGCUGUCAAGAUGGCAUCUCGUCUGUACCUUAUACCAGAAGGUUAUACGGUGAACCAAGACUAUGUGGACAGAGCUUUGAACUUGUACAAAUCCGAAUCCGCACAACUGACCUCCAUUGAAGAUGUAAAUAGAUGGGUGGAGGAAACCACCAGCGGUCAGAUAACCAACUUUAUGUCCAGUCUUCCACCAAAUGUUGUGUUGAUGCUGAUAAACGCCAUUCACUUUAAAGGAGAGUGGCAAUCCCGCUUUAAUUCCAAGUACACUAAAAAGGAUAUCUUCUACAUUGACAGAAAAACCUCUGUAAAAGUGGAUAUGAUGAUGGGAUCCCAAUAUCCACUCAGCAUGUUUGUAGACAGAACAGACAGCACACAGGUUGCAAGGUUCCCUUUUCAAGGAAACAUGAGUCUUCUGGUGAUAAUGCCAAGGCCACAACAUGAAAAUCUGUCACACGUGGCUGCCAAGCUUAACAUAUCAGACAUGUAUGAACAUUUUCCAAGAGAGAGGUCCAUGCAUGUGACAUUACCCAAAUUCAAAAUUGAGUACAAGCAAGAUCUGCGACAAGCACUCACAAGCAUGGGUCUGGGUUUUCUGUUUACCGGGCCUGAUUUAUCCAAGAUGGCACCAGGUCCAUUAGUUGUUUCUGGUGUACAACAUGCUUCAAACAUGGAGCUGAGCGAGGAGGGGGCUGAAGCUUCAGCUGCGACAUCUUUCACUUUAGUGCGCACCAUAUCUACCUUUGCUGUCAACAUGCCCUUCAUCUUCGCCCUGGUGGAUGAUACCUCUUACACACCACUUUUUCUGGGUAUAGUCACUAACCCUAACCCUGGAGCGACAACUGAACAAAGUGAUGACCCAAAAACUGAAACUGAAAGCACCAGGAAGUCAAGCAAAGACCCCAUGAGUGAUGGGACACUUAAUGAUGGUCCACAUCAAAACAUGCUGAGUUACAUGCUAAAUAUGUGGAAGGAAACAGUUCCUCAGCAGUUCCUCGGGCAUCAGGAGAUGGAGGAUGGUAACUAAGAGAAGAGGAUCGAUCAGUUUAUGCUACCUGUUCAUUCCUGUUCAUGUACAGAAGGCCUAUAUACGUUUCUGUUUGUAAAUUGCUAAUCAUGGCCUGCUCUAAUUUACGGGUGCCAUAUUUAGUUUGAUAUAAAUGAAAAAGGCUGUUCAAUGGCAUCUUCCCUAAAGAAUAUGUAAGGGAAAAUGUACAGUCAGGCGGUCUCUUUUGCAAAAUAACCUCAAACAGGACCCUGACAUGGGUUCAUUUUAAUGAUCAGUUAACUGCCUUUUCUCAGGUGUUACAUGGCUAUUUGCCAAAUAAAUCAAUAUAUGGUCAAGAAAA